Messenger RNA from Clupea harengus (Atlantic herring), 2966 nucleotides. Its product is annotated as transcriptional repressor p66-alpha. Gene Ontology annotation, molecular function: zinc ion binding; sequence-specific DNA binding. NCBI's taxonomy places the organism in Eukaryota, Metazoa, Chordata, Actinopteri, Clupeiformes, Clupeidae. Gene Ontology annotation, biological process: negative regulation of transcription by RNA polymerase II. Gene Ontology annotation, cellular component: NuRD complex. The record is from RefSeq and is a predicted model, not a curated record.
CCGCGCAUGCCCACUGCGGCGACGCCGCGGCUUCCAUGUGUGUGCGGCGCAUUAUUUGGCAACUGAGGCGGCAGCAGGGGAGGGCUGAGGAGAGAGAGAGGGUAUCCCCGGGAUUUUUUUCUAAACCGAAUUAUCGGAGUUAAUUGUCAUCCAAAAUCGCAAGGAAGGUGUCCGGAGGAGAGGAUCGAUGUCACAUCGACUCACAGGGGCAGCCGUGAUGUCGGAGGACGCUGUGCGCCGCACACGCAGCCAGAAGAGGGCGCUAGAGAGGGACUCGCUCUCCUCUCCCACCACCAGCCCCACUGCCGCUGCCCCCGAGGCGGAGGGCAAGAGGGCGCGACUGGAGGACGCCAUGGAGUCGGCGGGGCAGGAGGAGUGGGCAGAGCGGGCAGAGCGGGCCGAGCGGGCAGAGCGGGCGACCCGUCCCAGAGUGGAGCCUGUGGGCAGGACGUCCACGCUGCUCAGCGGAGCCGAGGUCAGCGCCACCAUCAAGGUGGAGGUGCAGACGGGCGAGGAGCCCAUGGACAUGAGCGCCACCCCUAAGAGUGAGAUUAAGAAAGAAAAGCGUCCACCCACACCUGAUGAUGAUGAUGAUGAUGAUGUCAUCGUCCUGUCAGACAACGAGUCUCCCAGUCCACAGAUGAACGGCCACUUCAAGGAGUUGGACACGGACCUGUUGAUGAAGAGCAGUCCAGAGGAGCGGGAGCGCAUCAUUAAGCAGCUGAAGCAGGAGCUGCGUCUGGAGGAGGCCAAACUGGUGCUGCUGAAGAGACUGAGACAGAGUCAGAUGCAGAAGGACAGCCUCCCCAAGGCUGUGGGCUCUGGUUCUGUUGCUACUCCACCCCCUCUGGUGAGAGGAUCCUUCACAGCAGCCAAAGGCUCCCAGCAGGUGUUGUCAGGACGCAGCUCGGGGACGGUGAUCCCGCCUCCGUUGGUGAGAGGGGGCCAGCAGUUGUCCAAACAUGGCGCCCAGAACUCCCAGGUCAUCAUGCCACCCUUAGUCAGGGGAGCACCGCCCAUCUCUGUGUCCCCCCAGCAGCUGCAGUCUCUCCGCCAACAGCACCACCACCAUCACCACCAUCACCAGCAGCAGCACCAGCAGCACCAGCACCACCAGCACCACCAGCAGCAGCACUCGGGCUCCGCCCCCCCCCCUCUCAUGCUGGCGCCCCGUGCCUCCGUGCCCGGCGCCCAGGGCCAUAAGCUGCUCCAGGCGGGCGGCCUCAUCCGCGUGGCCAACGUGCCCACCACCAGCAUGCUCGUCAACAUCUCCCAGUCCAGCCCGACCAACAUGAAGUCGUCGCUAAGCUCCCAGUCGGCGGGCGGCAUCAUCGCGGGCAACCAUGCGGACUCCCCGGCGAGCCGCCAGGCGGCGGCUAAGCUAGCGCUGCGGAAGCAGCUGGAGAAGACGCUGUUGGAGAUCCCGCCCCCCAAGCCGCCCGCCCCCGAAUUCAACUUCCUGCCCUCGGCCGCCAACAAUGAGUUCAUCUACCUGGUGGGGCUGGAGGAGGUGGUGCAGAACCUAUUGGGCUCGGGGCGAGCCAAACAGGGCUUGCCAGUUGCCGUGGCGUCAGCGUCAACAUCAGCGUCAACAUCGUCGCGCGACCCUCUCACCUGUUCCCAGUGCCACACCGACUUCACCUGCCGCUGGCGUCGAGACAAGGGCGGGGCCACUCUGUGCGAGCACUGCAUGGCGUCCAAUCAGAAGAGGGCCCUGAAGGCGGAGCACACCAACCGUCUGAAGGCGGCGUUCGUCAAGGCCCUGCAGCAGGAGCAGGAGAUCGAGCAGCGCAUCCUGCAGCAGGCGGCCGCCGCCGCCUCUUCAUCAGCACAGACCUCCUCCUCAUCCUCCUCAGCCUCCAACGCCAUGCACCUGAUCAAGGCAGACCAGCUGGUGGCCCAGCAGAUGAAACAGCGCUCAUCUCUCCAGCAGCACCAGAUUAGCAGAGCCAACACCAACAUCGGCCGUCACCACGCCACCAUCAAACAGUCUCAAGGCUCUGGUCAGCUGUCUCGUAGCGGUGUGCAGUCGUCAGGUGUCGGGGUGCGUGGCGUGACCCACUCCUUCUCGCAUUCGUCUCAGCUGCAGAGUGCAGUGGCCGCCGCCGCCCUGGUGGCCAGGCCAGGUAAGCCCGCCUCCGCGCGCGCCAACGCCGGGGGGCGGAGCCACGGUAGCCACGGUAACGCCGCCGUGUGGAGGAAGCCCAGCAGCGUCACCUCAGGCGUCACCAUGGCCUACGUGAACCCCAGCCUGUCGGUACACAAGACCUCUUCCUCUUCCUCGGCCGUGGAGCGUCAGAGAGAGUACCUGCUGGACAUGCUCCCAUCCAGAACCCUCUCCCAGACCGCCAACACCUGGAAAUAAUCCCUGACUUCAUCAUCUUCAUCAUCUUCUUCUUCACAGCCCCCCAGCCCCCCCCACCCACCCCUCAGCUCGCGUCCUUCAUCUCCUCCGCUCUCUCCGCCUCAUCAGGAAAUGAUGUCAUGAUCUCCUCCUCUCUUCAGCUUGACAUUAUUGUAAGCACAGUCCUCCACCAUCCCACAAUCCUUUGCGCUCCUCAGAUGUUGGCUGCACCCUCAAACAGAGCUAGUGACGAGCUUCUGAGGCUGCACUGAUUCGCUUGCCCAUCCCCUCUGUUCUUGAGCAGGGAGGGGCUACACGUUGAAGGGGCGGGGCGUUGCUCCAGUCCCACCCACAUUUAUUUAGAUGAUUUUUUUUGUGUUUGUUUGUUUUGUUUGGGAGCGCAACCGUUUCCAUCGGUCAUCAUGGUCCCUCCCACACCUUGGGAUAUGAAUAUUGUUGUUAUGGGUUUUUUUUUCUACUGGAAUAAAAUGAAAUAAUGAUGAAAAAAAAAAUACAAUGACAAAAAAGACAUGACAAAAAGAUGAUCAAGGAGAAGUCUGAGAAAAGGAUUUAAAAUGGAAAACUGAUGAAAGAAAUAAAUAAAUAAAUGACUAAAGACUGU